Anas platyrhynchos (mallard) is the source of this 2098-nucleotide messenger RNA. Lineage: Eukaryota; Metazoa; Chordata; Aves; Anseriformes; Anatidae. The record is from RefSeq and is a predicted model, not a curated record.
AUGCCACCUGGAAUUGACCAACCUCUAAAGCUUCGGUUUUACCAUUCCGUGAUGAUUACAACCAUGAUUUCGGGAAAGAUUUUGGAGAAGCUAGGGGUCUGCGGUGAUUUAACCGUAUUGCGAUUUGUGCUGGAUGGAAUACCACCAUGCAGAGAUUCAAAACUUCUUAUCAAGGAUCUCAAAGUAGAUGGGAAAGGGAGACAACUCUUUGAUUGUCUCAGUGGCUACCUACUCAGCCUCUUAACUGUUCUGGAUCUCUUUUUGAGCAACCAAAUCUACGUGGGCUUUUCUUGGAAGCCAAGGCACCUAGCAUGGAAAUCCGAAUGUCAUUCCAAGGGUCAUACAGGGAAGUCUGUGGGUUUUGAAUCCUUUACUGAUUCAAAGGGAGCCUUUGAAAGAAUAUGCCGCUAUAUUGCCAAAAAAUGUAACUCAGUGGUUGUGUCUGUUGGUUAUCGUUUGGCUCCUGAACACCCAUAUCCAGGGCAAUAUUUUGACUGUCUCAAUGCUACCUUAUACUUUAUGAGGAAUUUAGAAGAGUAUCACGUGGAUCCUGCUCUCAUCAUCAUUAGCGGUGACAGUUGCGGAGCUAAUUUUGCUACGGUUAUUUGCCAAAUACUGGUAAAUAAAAGGGAUCUCCCAAAAAUACGCGCACAGGUCUUACUUUACCCAGGACUACAGGGGCUAGAUUUUCAUUUGCCUUCCUAUCAGCAGAAUGCUAGAAUCCCCAUGUUGUAUCGGAAGCUAGUUAUCUACUUCUGUUUUCGUUAUCUUAAUAGAAAACCAUCAUUUCUUGAAGACAUCCUACAAAAUUGCCAUGUUCCUGAGAUUAUGAAACUGAAAUAUAAAAAAUGGAUAAGUGCUGACAAUAUUCCUGAUGAAUUUAAGAUUAGAGGCUACAUACCACAGAAAUCCACUUCAUACAAACAUGAAGUCCAUGAAGCAGUCAAGGAACUGUUAGCAAUAACAUUUUCCCCCCUUUUAGCCGAAGACUCAAUUAUUUGCCAGCUCCCUGAAUCCUACAUUGUGACCUGCGAGUUUGACGUGCUUAGAGAUGAUGGACUGUUAUACAAGAAGCGAUUAGAGGACAAUGGCAUUCAAGUAACCUGGUAUCAUUCUGAGAGUGGUUUUCAUGGAAUUUUAGCCUUUUUUGGCUAUGGGAUUUUUUCCUUUUUAUCUGGAAAAAAGAUAAUUGAUAACACUGUGAAUUAUAUAAACAGUCUAUAACCGUAUUUUUCAGAAAAAUGGUGCAAGUCUUACAUUAUCCGUGGUGAAUGUAUACUUGGAAAAGAAUGCAAGCAUGUUCGAUUUGUUUUCUAUUUUGACUGCAUGAGGAAGUGUAUUUAGUACUUUCUCAUUUCUCCUGUUACUCUCAAACAAGUGGUAAGAUUAUUUAAAACAUCAGCAUUCUAGAAAACAUUAUUACAAAAACACAAAUAAAAUCAAGCACCUGGCACUGUUUCACUUCACCUCCAGCAGUUCUAGUACCUCGGCACAGCUGGCACACAUUCAAGGCAAACAAGAACAUCUCUUCCUGAAGCUUCUUUUGCAGCCCAGAAAUGCUGAAGACAACAGCUGGGAGCUACUUGGACCCUUGUGGGAGCUCAGAGAUGGUAACGGUACCAGAUGGAGCACAGUAUCUCUGAGGUUCUGUGGAGUCCCAUGUCAGAUAGUGAAACUGCUGCUACACAUUUUAAUUUCUAGGGUUAGCUUGCACAAAGACUACGCUUUUCUUGAAAUACAGGUGUCUGUCUGGGACAGACUUUCUCCACUGGAACUACUACAGGUUUGAUUUUGUUUGGAACUUGAGAAAUGAUAUUUUGUUUCGGAACUUGAUUCUUAAAAUGGAAUCCCUACACUUCAAUAAACGUGCACGUGUUAGGGGAGUGCAGAGAUGAACCUUCUUUCCCUUCUGGUACUCUUUCAAGAUUAUUUUACGCUUAUCAUAUGUGUUUAUUAAAAGAGUUCACAGUUGUAUGAAGGUAGAGAAGCAGAACAUUAUCUUAUCAAGAAGCUGUAAUGUCACGGCAACUUUGUAAUGCUUUCAUCAAUAACAACAAUAAAAACUAGCAAUUCAAAAUAAUCCGUUGAAAGAGUAAGA